CUUUGUUCAGAGGCUGGGUUUGGUUUCUUCUGGGUUUCUGACGCUGCUUCCCAACGUUGACGAGAACCUAAAGGUUAAAGCUGCGUUUCUCUCUGCAGCUACGGAGACAUGGUCCCAAGCACCAUCGCAGGGAAGAUCUUCGGGUCCAUCUGCUCCCUCAGCGGCGUGCUGGUGAUCGCCCUUCCUGUGCCGGUCAUCGUGUCCAACUUCAGCCGGAUCUACCACCAGAACCAGCGAGCGGACAAGAUGAGAGCCCAGCAGAAAGUGCGUUUGGCUCGGAUCCGCAUGGCAAAGAAAGGAACGACCAACGCCUUCCUCCAGUACAAAGAGGACCACACUCUUGGAGACAGAGACAGCGGCAGCACGGCUCUGUGUGUGAAGAACCGCUCAGCAUUCGAGCAUCAGCACCACCACCUGCUUCACUGUCUGGAAAAGACCACGAACCACGAGUUCACAGACGAGAUGACCUACAGCGAGCUCUGCAUGACCGAGUCGGUGGGCUUCAGGACCAGCCGCAGCACCUCCCUGUCCAGCCAACAGGGGGCGCAGAACAACUCCACAGGUUGCUGCCCCCGCCGGGCGCGCAGGAGAGCCGCCAUGCGCCUGGCUAACUCCACGGUGUCCGUCAGCCGGGGGAGUGUCCAGGAGCUGGACACGCUGCACUUUAAAACCACCGCCAUACCGCCCCAAACUCGAUCCAGUCUGAACGCCCAGCCUGACGACCUGAAGCUGAACUGUGGCGAGCAGGAUUUCAGCGCCGCCAUCAUCAGCAUCCCCACGCCACCUGCCAACACGCCUGAUGAGAGUCUGCCCCCAUCGCCGGCGCCCCUCGCCGGCAUCCUGAGGAACACCCGGGCCACCGCCUACACCCACGACACCGUCAAAAUCUCCUCUCUAUAACCUUUGAUUCCUCCCCCUCCCCCCUCCCCCUCAGAAACGCUCGCCCUCUGAACCGCUGAUCCUGGAUCCGACCCGCAGGCUGACAGCUGGGACUGCUCUGAUCCUUGGACAAGAUGUUCGGGAUGAGCCCGAAACAGGAACUUUAGAGAAGGAUUUAUCCUCCAGAGAACAGCUAGGAAGCAGAAGACUCCUCCGUUUCAACACUUCCACACACUUUUCACCCCGACACAGUUCAUCCUGAGAGGCAGGAGCGUCCUGGACCGCCUGACACCAGCCGCAGCUUUGGGUUCUUUGGGUUUAUUCCUGUUCUGGGUCUAAAUGGGAUGGAUGGAAAAGGGCUGCUCUGGAACGCCGUCUCACUUUCCAUCAAGAAAGGAACCGCUUGUGAGACCGAGUCGACUCAGAGGGAGUUUCUUGGAUCGAACUGUUAGCUGAGUGGUGCGACCCGGUUUUAAGUGAGAACUGGUUCUGACUCUGAUUGAGAGGAUUAAAUCCAACCCAGGAGCUGGAAAGAUGAAUCUUCAGGAUUUGGCUGCAUGUUUGGACCAUUUCCGUACUCACUAAUUCAGUAACCGAAGCCCGUUUGGGCUCUUUGGUUCUGAAGAACAGAACAUGAUUGGCGGGAACUCUCAGGAUUAUCAGAUAAAGAAUUUAAAGCUGCUGCUCAAACCAACUGACCUGCCAACCAAACAGAACUGAACCGGACCGAACUGAUUCUGCCCUUCUCCUCCUGCAAUGAUCCAAACCUUUUGAAGACGGGAUAAACGGGCUCUGAUCUGAGCUGCUCUGGUUCUGUAGCUCCGAAGUGUUCGAUGCGGACCGAGAGCCUUCUACUCUUUAAAAUAUGCAACGUAACAGGAACAGUGUGUGUUAAAAUCUCCAGAAAUUACUGCAGGGAACAA
Fundulus heteroclitus (mummichog) is the source of this 1802-nucleotide messenger RNA. Its product is annotated as potassium voltage-gated channel subfamily D member 1-like. Gene Ontology annotation, molecular function: A-type (transient outward) potassium channel activity. Gene Ontology annotation, biological process: potassium ion transmembrane transport. The transcript is spliced from 6 exons. Bases 109 to 900 code for a protein of 263 amino acids. NCBI's taxonomy places the organism in Eukaryota, Metazoa, Chordata, Actinopteri, Cyprinodontiformes, Fundulidae. Gene Ontology annotation, cellular component: voltage-gated potassium channel complex. The record is from RefSeq and is a predicted model, not a curated record.